ACAGGGAGAGACGGAAGGAGAUGGCCGACUAGAGGCAACGUUACCUUUGCUACUUCGUCGGCGAUAUUUGUUUUUACGCGACACAUCUUCACAGCUUAAGCGGGAGAGAGGACGUUAUAACUACACAGCUCGUCUUCCACGAUGGCAGAACAAAACAGCAACGUCAGAUAUCAAGAGCUGGUGAAUGAGGAGGAGCCGGCCCAGCCAUCUCAAGAGGGUCCAGCCCAGGAUGCACCUCCCCCCUACAGCAGCAUCGCUGCAGCAAAUGCAGCUUUCUUUGAAUACAAGGAAGAUGGAGGAAGAUUUCCUAACCCUCCGUCCUACAGCGUGGCCACCACUCUGCCCUCCUACGAUGAAGCUGAGAGGAGCAAAGCAGAGGCUGCGAUUCCCCUCGUCGCUGGAAGAGUCACGGAGGAAGACUUUGUGGCCAGGGACGACUUUGAAGACGCUGACCAGCUGCGAAUAGGAAAUGACGGCAUCUUCAUGCUCACCUUCUUCAUGGCAUUCCUCUUCAACUGGAUUGGCUUCUUCCUGUCGUUCUGUUUGACCACAUCUGCCGCUGGUCGAUACGGGGCCAUCUCUGGCUUUGGCCUGUCGCUCAUCAAAUGGGUUCUUAUUGUCAGGUUUUCUACCUACUUCCCCGGUUACUUUGAUGGGCAGUACUGGUUGUGGUGGGUCUUCCUGGCUCUGGGCUUCAUGCUGUUCAUCAGAGGCUUUGUUAACUACUCCAGAGUGCGUAAACUUGCCGAUCCCACCUACGCCACUCUUCCCCGCACAAGGGUACUCUUCAUCUAUUAGAGCCAGAAUACAAGACGUUGGAUGUGGAAGAACUGGACAUGACCAACACAAGCAGCAAUCCAGAAAUCAGUCGGAAGAGUUGAAGAAUAGAUGAAGGCGACCGUCAGCAAAAUAUUCAGGAAUUCUAUCACUUUGUUUUAUUUUGUUUGAAACUUUAUUAACGGAAAACGGUUAACAGUAAUUAGUCCCUCAAUGUACUCAUUAGUGGCGAAUGUUAAGUGCUAUUUAUCUCUGUCUGUAAUGUAUAAGUAAUGCCUUAUAUCAUUUGAUGGUAGCAUACGAGCAUGCGUCUGCUCUCGAGGUCAAUAAAUAGGGUGAGUAAUGUUGGUGUUGGCGACACUUGGCCCCGAAAGCCAACAGGUAUUAGUUAAUACAGCACUCUGUAGAUUUGCCAUAAGCAUGCAACAUACUUUGUAAUCCGCACUAAUCUCACCUCAUGGGUUUGUUGUGAUUCUUAUAGGCUGUUAUUAGAUACCACAAACACUUAAACGGUUGUCAUUAGGCCGUAAAUGACAAUGCUGAUACACACAUGACCACAUAACUCGCUCACCUGUUGGCUUUAAGUAGUGUUGCCCUGAUUCUAGCCAGGAGGCGGCAGUGUCGUCUGCUUCUUCAAGGGGGCUAGAAGCUUUUUUUGUAAGGGUCGUCGUCAUAAUAAAACAUAACAUGCUUGUGAUUCAGAUGUUUUUAUCUAAUUCAAGUGCAGUGUCAGUGGAACACACCAAAAUUGCAUCCAUGUGUCAUGAAGUUAUGAUUUUGCUUGUUAAAUGUUUGAUUUUUUUUUGCUGUACAUUAAAUCAGGGAAAACCAUCCACCCUCGAAAAUGGAAUUUAAGUUUACAGACGUGAUCUUAGAAAAUCCAAAACAGGAAUAAGCCGCAGUUAGAAACCAGGUGAAAUGUCAAGUGACAAACCCCCCCAACCAGGAGCGGCUCAGUCAACAGUGAGGGGACGGUGACUUUGAACGGUGAGCAACCAGGAGGGUUUUUAUGGGUGUGCGAGCACAUUUCCUGGUUCAUGUCCUUUAAAAAUCCUUUAGAUGUUACAAUUUGACCUUUUUUCCCAUGACUCCUUAGUGAGUCAGCACAGUCCUGUUCACUGUCAGUGGAAAAGCUCAGAGUCUCGCCUGUCUGGACUUCAGCUGCUAAUGAUCCCACUCAGACAUUUGGAUCCAGUUAUCUAAAAGCAUAAAAAUAACUUAAAUUCCAUUUCCUGGUGGGGGUUUUGCCUUAAGAUUUAAUUGACAGUUUGGGAAGGGAAAUGUUUUCUUUCUUUUUAGAAAAUUAUUCAUAAGGUAAGAUGUUAUUUUGUGGGUGUCAAAACUAUAUCAAAGAAUGUUGUAUGCAGGUGCACUUUUAGAAACAUAACUAAUAAAACCCAGAGGACGUUCCCAUCAUUGUUUGAAGUCCCAGACGUAUGAAACAAGGAAUGAAUAAUGCAACGUGGUGUUUCUGUUUUAUAUGCUGGGGAAAGAGCAUGUCAGGAUAAUUAAAAUGUUUGUAAUCUAACCACUGAUUGUCAAACGAAAGAGUUAAUAUGUAUUUCAGUCUGGCCCGGCAAUCUGAACUGUUUACCUUAUCAGUUAAACUCAUACGACAUGGCUUUGAUACAGAUCCAUAUGCUUAUUUCUAUGUGAUGUAGAGCUGCAGCCUUGGGGUUUUGUUGUUAUGAAACUGUACAGAAAGCAUUUAGUGUUGAAUAAAUGUCACUUUUAAUGCGUCAGUA
Messenger RNA from Scomber scombrus (Atlantic mackerel), 2522 nucleotides. Its product is annotated as NEDD4 family-interacting protein 1-like. The coding region runs from base 142 to 798 and encodes 218 amino acids. The record is from RefSeq and is a predicted model, not a curated record. NCBI's taxonomy places the organism in Eukaryota, Metazoa, Chordata, Actinopteri, Scombriformes, Scombridae. Gene Ontology annotation, biological process: vacuolar transport; ubiquitin-dependent protein catabolic process; positive regulation of protein ubiquitination. Gene Ontology annotation, cellular component: perinuclear region of cytoplasm; endoplasmic reticulum; Golgi apparatus. Gene Ontology annotation, molecular function: WW domain binding. The transcript is spliced from 8 exons.